Molecule: messenger RNA, 1816 nt
Organism: Manduca sexta (tobacco hornworm)
Lineage: Eukaryota; Metazoa; Arthropoda; Insecta; Lepidoptera; Sphingidae
Gene: Alg3
Product: lethal(2)neighbour of tid protein 2
Exons: 1
Coding region: 217-1698 (493 amino acids)
Cellular component (GO): endoplasmic reticulum
Molecular function (GO): dol-P-Man:Man(5)GlcNAc(2)-PP-Dol alpha-1,3-mannosyltransferase activity
Source: RefSeq, a predicted model, not a curated record
UGUCAACUGUCAUAUUUGUAUAGCGAAACAUGGGAAGCAUGAGCUCCCGGGUAGCCCGAUAACCGGGGAUUGACCUAAUCUUAAAAUAGAAUUAAAAAUUAUGAAAACAUUGUUAUUAACAUUAAGAAUAGUGAAGUAUUAUUUCCAAAAAUUACUACCGUUGCACCGACUAUAGCCGAUUUAACACACUAACAAGAACCAUUUCAUACCUACAUCAUGGGAAAUCGCAGCAAAAUGCACCAGUAUUCUAAGAAUUUCAGGAAUAUGUUAACAUGGUCUUACCUGAAAGGAUUAGUGUUCAAUCCAGCUCAGUUACCACUGGUCGCAGUUCUAAUAAUAAUAGCAGAAGUUUUGAUCAACAUGUUGGUUGUGGAGCGAGUGCCUUAUACAGAGAUUGACUGGAAAGCAUACAUGCAAGAGUGCGAAGGAUUCUUAAACGGCACCUUAGACUACAGCAAAUUGCGUGGCGACACUGGACCGUUAGUCUACCCAGCUGGAUUUGUAUAUAUUUAUUCAUUAUUUUACUUUAUAACUAAUCAAGGCGAAAAUAUCAGACUUGCUCAGUACAUAUUUAUAGCCAUAUACAAUUUGCAACUAAUUUUAGUUCUUAGAAUUUAUAUUAAAAGUAGAAAAGUCCCUCCAUAUGUUCUAAUUUUAACCAUAUUGACAUCUUACAGGAUUCAUUCAAUUUAUGUGCUCAGAUUAUUUAAUGAUCCCAUAGCUGUUUUGUUUUUGUACUCAUCAUUAAAUUUAUUUUUGGAUGGUCAUUGGUACUUAGGUAGUAUAUUUUAUAGUUUGGGAGUGUCAAUAAAAAUGAAUAUACUUCUGUAUGCACCUGCUCUACUUUUCUUCUAUUUAGUAAACUUGGGCCUGAGAGGCACCAUCAAGCAUCUAUUUGUUUGUGGUUUAAUUCAAUUGUUGUUAGGCUUACCAUUUUUAUUUGGUAAUCCAACUGCAUACUUAAAAGGUAGCUUUGAUAUUGGUAGAGUUUUUAAUCAUACAUGGACUGUUAAUUAUAGAUUUCUUGACAUAUAUAUUUUUGAAAACAAAUGUUUCCAUCUUUCACUUUUAGCAAUACACAUUGUUUUACUUAUGAUAUUCCUUCCCAUGAGCAUUAAAUACUUCCAAAGCUAUUGUCGUUUGAAAUAUGUACAAAACCAAGUCCAGCCACAAAUUGAUGCCAAAAAUACAGAGUAUGCAAAAAAAAUUAAAGCCAAAAAAGAUGCCAAAGGCAAAGUCAAGAAAAUAGAGGAAAAGGAAGAAAUAACUAAAGACCAACAAGAUUUCCUCAAUGCUUUUGAAUCUAUAUUAAAAAAAUCAUCAACAAAGGGAAACAAAGUAGCAAAAAAAACAGAAGAAAUUAAAGAACAAACUAAUUACAGCAUAAAUUUUGAUAUUUUAUCACAACUGUUCAUUCUCCCAAUGUUUGUUGUCAACUUCAUUGGUGUUGUUUGUGCACGGAGUCUUCACUAUCAGUUCUAUUCCUGGUACUUCCACAGCUUGCCUUACUUAUUGUGGUCUAACAACUUUUCUGUUAUUGUAAGAUUUUUAAUAUUAGCACUUAUUGAAAUGUGUUGGAACACUUAUCCUAGUACAAACUUUACCAGUGCAUUGUUACAUAUCUGUCAUAUUGUUAUAUUGGUUGGAGUUUAUAAAAAAAUGAGAACAGAAUUAAAAGUAGCAUCUAAACUAGAAUAAAAUCUAAUUGACAGUUUACCUGUCAUAAUGUUAUCAUGAUAAGAAGUAAGUAAAAUAACAAUGUGUGUAUGUUUUCCAUGGUGUUUAUAGUGUUGUAAUAAAAUUUUGACCUGUAUAA